GGUACAGGAGGCGCGAAUCUCUCGGGUGGUCAGAAGCAGCGGCUGGCAAUCGCGCGGGCGCUCCUCCGCAAUCCCACUGUCCUUAUUCUUGACGAAGCGACAUCUGCGCUGGACGCAACGUCCCGCAUUUUGGUCUUCGAGGCCAUCAAGCGGUGGCGACACAAUAUGACAACCGUCGUGAUCACCCACGACCUCUCGCAAAUUGAGCUCGACGAUUUCGUGCACGUGCUCCACGAGGGAAGGCUCGUCGAGCAGGGCUUCCGAUUCGAGCUUGAG
Postia placenta MAD-698-R-SB12 is the source of this 276-nucleotide messenger RNA. RefSeq lists its product as hypothetical. The annotation marks the transcript as partial. The record is from RefSeq and is a predicted model, not a curated record. NCBI's taxonomy places the organism in Eukaryota, Fungi, Basidiomycota, Agaricomycetes, Polyporales, Adustoporiaceae. Gene Ontology annotation, molecular function: ATP binding; ATP hydrolysis activity; ABC-type oligopeptide transporter activity. The transcript is spliced from 2 exons.